Molecule: messenger RNA, 4329 nt
Organism: Ahaetulla prasina
Lineage: Eukaryota; Metazoa; Chordata; Lepidosauria; Squamata; Colubridae
Exons: 14
Coding region: 1696-2334 (212 amino acids)
Source: RefSeq, a predicted model, not a curated record
GUUCUUUUCAUAACAGCUCUCAAGAGAAACGUCAGUGUAGUAUGGCAGGCUCCUCUCAGCUUUAUAAGAAAAGUACAUUUCCUCCACUUCUGGACUCUUACUUACCACUUAAUUACCAGAAUCAGAACAAGGAAAAUUGGCAAAAAACAGAAAAAAACAAAAAGGAGCCAAUAAGGAACAACAGCCAAAUUUUAAGUGAGGAAGAAAAGGAUGAACUCAUCAAGCAAGCUCUGCUGGAAAAGCAUCAUCUUGAAACCUACAAGAAUCUUUACAAGAUAAGAGAUAUCUUAUAUGAACGCUACAAGACUUUGUUGAAUAAGAAGGUGCUAAAGCAACGAAUUCAGAUCAAGGCAUUUGAUUUGAAACACCAACAACAACUUAAGCACAAAGAACAAAAGUGUACCCCGCGUCGUAAACUUCCUUUCUGCAAGCUGUCUCAUGAUACAAAGUACAUGGAGUCCGUGUCACAGUCAAACAGCUACUGGGUUACUGGAUUGCAGAAUGAACUAACUAAACUUGGAAUCAUAAAGACCCAGCAAGAUUAUGAAAACUUUUGGAAAUUUGCUUGGGAGGAUGUUCCUGGUCCAAAGAUCAAAGAGAAGCUUCCUGAUAUAAAAGCAAGAAGCUGAGUAUCUUCAUAAUUUCUGGAGAUUGGGAUAAGAUUCAUCUCUACAAGAAAAGCAGACACCUAUUUUAUUUAUUCUUUUGCUGGCCAAUAUUUUAAAUAAGGAAAUCGCUCCCAAGAAGAUCUUGUGAGCGUUUGCACAUAAUCUCACUGGCAAAGUGGCAUGUAGGAGAUGAGAAAUAUGGGUUGGACUAUUGAUACUAGCAAUUUCAUUUGUCCAAGUCAUGCCAUCUUCCUUACUCUAUACAUAGACACAGCCACAAGGAAAACCCUGAAAUAUAUUCACUUCACUCAUCUUUGACAGACUUUUCUCAAAAAUUUCCCCCUCUAGAUGCAUUUACUUUAUAUUUUUUUAUUUGAUUGAUUGAAUCUUAUAAUUUACCUAUCUCACAAUGGUAACUCUGGGCACCUAACAGCGCAUAAAAACAAACUAGCAGACAAACAGUAAUGAAGAGUAAAAAGCUUACACUAGUAAUCAAGAGAAAACCCCAAGAGAACAAUCAACAAAAUCCUUCCAUGAACCACCUAGCCUUCUAAACCCCAAGCCCUGGAACACAUUUAGGUCUUCAGCACUUCACAAAAGGCCAGUAGAUUGAGGCUGAUCUAAUCUCUGAUUUUCCAGAAUGCAGGUGGUGUGACAGAAAAUGCAUUCCUAGGUCCCAGUGAAAUUUGUAAUAAAACUGUUGUAUUACAAGAAAUGUUGAGCUGAUAAUAUUGUUUCAGUUGAUGAAAAUAAAUUUAGUUAUGCUAUUUACAUCAGAGCUUCAAUAUUUACUUUCUGUUUUCAAUCUCUAGUGUCCGCUGCUAAAUCUUUACUUUUUUCUACUCCAACUGGAAUCAAGCCACUGCAGCAAGUUAAAAGCUUUCCAAAUAGCAGACUGAAAAAAGUCCCUGCUUAGAGAAAGCUGCUGAGAAAGGGUGAAUGAAGACUGCUAUUACAAAAUGUUUCUUGUGAAAAAAAACCAGAAGCCAGUCAUGAUAAUACAAAGCUUGAGGACCACUAUAUUAAGCAGACUACAGCUCUUUUGUUGCAAUCUGUGGAUAUUUGCUGCCCAUCAACUCCUACGAAAAUGAAGAUGAAAAGCCAACAGCAAAUGGAACAAAUGUUUUCCAAGUUCCUGCUUUCUGAUGUGGGGAAAAAGCAAGGGGAGCCAUUGAAAUCUCAGCAGGUGGCGUGUUCUUCAGCUCCUCUUCACCAGAAGGAAUCAGAGAAAAGAAGGAAGCAUGAAACACAUCUUCAUCAUCUUCAUCAUUUAUAUUACUUUUCCCUUAUUAAAAUGGCACUGUCCAAGAGGCUCCUAAAGCAAAAUGGUCAGUUUUCAGAUGUCAGAAAAGGGCAAAGUGUCCAUGAUCUGAUGGAGUAUUUGUUUCCAAAUGGUCACGAACAUUCCAGACUGAAAUGCAAGAUGGUAAUAGAAGAAAACACAAUUCCAUGUUUAAUUCAUGCAAACAAGCAAGAAAUGCAUCAGAAAGACUCUCCCAGGGUGCUCGGAAUUCCAAAAGAAAAGAAAAUGUUGUUGAAGCAAGAGAAACAUGUUAAUACGAUUGAAGAUGAGAAAUCAUCUGCUGUUGGUGAGAAGGACAUUAUUGCUAUGCCUUUAGCUCUGGAAGAUGUAGCUCUUUACCAUCCUGUAAUAGAACCCAAGCAAAUAGGCAAAUGUUGGACAAACUACGCUGGCAAAAAUUCCUUCAACCAUGAAAAAUAUUAACGAAAUAUUUGGUACUGUGAAAACAUGCUAUGAAUACUUUAUAUGAUUUAUAAUUAUAUGUGUACUGUAUCCUUCUCCUGCCACUCUUUCAUUGUAAUUCUCUAAAUACGACUUUUUGAUACACAUUCAUUCUUACUAACUCUGAACAGUUUCACAUUUUUAAUUGUUCUGUUGCUCUCACGGUAUUGCUCAAGUCUCUGAGAACACCAGUAGUUCUUUGUAUUUUCAGUAAACAUUUUUCAAAUAAAUUCCAUUUUGUGCAAGCUGAUACCCUAAUUCACAUUUUCAUGAAUGAAGAGGAAGACCCUUGACUGAAUGUUCUUCAUUGAUGCUCUGCUUUUCUCUCUCUCUGACUCUCUGCUUUUAAACAUGCUUUCUGGCCAGGGUGCUAAGGAUAUGCUAAGGAUUAUCUCUCAGAUAUUUUUUUAGCUCUGAUGUUAUUGUCUUCUCCACAUCUUUGCGAGAGGUGAUGAAAAACUUAACAGGUUGGCUUGAAUUCAUGGUCCAUAACUACCAUGUGGUCUUUUUCACAGAAAUUGAUAGUUUUUGAACAGAGAGUUGUUAGUACUCAGCAAACUGGUCAAAAGUACCAUCCAGAUUAUCUGCUCUUGUUCUCAGGUCUUCUAGGUAGCUAUAGCAUGUGGGAGGUUGGAUGGGGGCCAGCUCUUUGCUCCUAUCCCUAUCCCUGGAUUUUUGAAAGCUGAUUUGAGCUGAAAAGGACUUUACAGUUUACAAACUCUCGACUUUUCCUUUCUAUGAUUCAUAAACAUAGGAGGAGGGGGUCUGGAUCAUGGAUUAGACUUCUUUGGCACAUAUCCUUCCUGCAACUAAUUGCCUCUUCUUGCCUGGCUACUGUUUUAAGAUUCUAAAUUAACUUUAGUCCAGCUUCCCAGAGAACUACAAUAUUCCGAUGCUGGCAUAUACCAGUCUUCUUCAGUGUGAUGCCAUGCAUACUAUAAUCCCCAUCGCAUACAGAUCUAACCAUGGCAAUAUCGGACUUUGUAUUGCAAUGUCUUGGAACUUGUAUUAAUAUGUACAUUCCACAUCAUUAUCUAAAUUCCUUUUGCCACCACAAUUUGUUCAUCGUAAACUUUAUAGAUAAAUAGAUCAACUCCCAGCUACAAAGAAACCAGCUAAGCUUUUUUGAUUAAUUGAUGGGAAUGAAGUCUGAUGAUUGGGGCGGAAGAAAUAUCUACUCUCUGGGAAUUAUUUCCCCCUUUACAGUCUUCUGUGGUUUCUGUAUUAUAAAAGAACACAAUAAAGAGAAAUUAUUUUUCUUAUUUAACAAAAUUAAUCAAUUUAAAAUUACGUAAUGAACAAUUAUUCAUUUGGCUAAGAGACCUCAUUCCCACUGCCUGCAAUUCAACCUAGAAAAGUAUUACACAUUUGUUAAAUUAUAUUUUUUUAAAAAAUAGAAAGCAUUAGAGAUUACAUAUUUUAACUUAAGAGUCUUAACCGCUGCUUUUGGGACUGUGGUUCCAUCAUUUAUUACUUAUAAUCUACUCCACUAUUGUUCACCUACUAUCAUCCCUUUCUUGCUAAUAUUCAGUUGAGUAUUCUAUUUAAAUACUUUUUCCCCGCUUUAGGGCUAAUUAAUGCUACUACCCCAAUUUUUCAAUAAAGGGAAAAUGUUGUUUUAUAUAGCUACAUGGCUAUAUUUGAGUAUAAUUGUGUGUAUCAUUCCUUACACUUCUUGGCAAAAUUAAAAUCCAGGCUAAAAUUUGUAGACAGCAAGCUGCUGUUCUGGUUCAAUUGAAUUACUGCCUUUCCAGCUAUAACUAUCAUAAUUGCUGCUGUAGGAGGGCAGUAUCAUGGAGUUGGUUUUUGUUUUUGUUUUUGGAUUAUGUAACAAUUUCAUCUUCAUACUGAGUCUUGGAUAUCUUACCCAAGAUGGUCAGAUGUAUUGCAGAAUAUUAAUUCAAACUGUAUAAUCAAAAUAUGUAUGCAAAUCUCCCAGGAUGAUGUGCCAGUGAUUAAAAUAAUCUGAAGUUUUGA